Messenger RNA from Rhinopithecus roxellana (golden snub-nosed monkey), 4110 nucleotides. RefSeq names its product solute carrier family 35 member D3 (gene SLC35D3). Gene Ontology annotation, cellular component: Golgi apparatus. The transcript has 3 exons. The record is from RefSeq and is a predicted model, not a curated record. The coding region runs from base 1890 to 3131 and encodes 413 amino acids. Gene Ontology annotation, molecular function: antiporter activity. NCBI's taxonomy places the organism in Eukaryota, Metazoa, Chordata, Mammalia, Primates, Cercopithecidae.
AGUGUGUAACCACAAGUUUUAGCAACAAAAACCAAGAGCUCCCCAGAGAACCGGAAGCACGUGUUUCAGUAUAAUGCUUUCCAGCUAUUCCUGGAAAGUUGGCACCCUGGGCCAUUCACAAACAUUUUUUUUGAGUGCCCACCUGGGGGGGGGACAGGAAGGUAGCCCUCCUAGGCGCCGGGCACAUGAGCUGAUGGACUGGUUGACACCGAGCUCUCUAGAGCUCACCAAAGUGAGCAUCCAAAGCCCAAAAUGCUGGCCAAAUGAAGGGCGGCCGUGAUGCUGCUGAUCCCUGCUGUAAUUUUUUUUUCUUCCCCUGUUGCAGUAAAUCACGACUUCAACACCUUGGCUAAAGUGUCGCGUUCAGCACAGAGAUGGAGGUAAGAGGCAGAAAACAGAAGAACCGCGAGAGAAAUGGAUCCUGUCUAUUAAGGCAACAUGAUGCAGCCUUAAAAGGUUAGGAGGUUGCGAUCCCCGGGGCUAAGAGAAAGAAACUGCUGGCGGUGAACGAAAGGGGUGCUGGAGCGCAGCGAUCUCCAACCUUUCCCUUACAGCCAAACCCUGGCCAAUGCCACAAAUUUCAAAUCGCCUUAAAACUAAACUGUCUGGCGCUUAACGGUUCCUUCGGCUGAGCGAAACCCUUGGCUGCUGCUGAUUUAACUACAGGUCCGCGCGAGUUACUUUCCAGGGAACUGAAUUCAGAAGAAAGAAUCACCGAAGCCUUACUCCUAUUCCAAAAUUAGAAUUCCCUUUUUCUUAAGUCAUAUAGGAAACACACAGUUCACAAGUCCUGCGGUGCAAAGGUGUGAACCCUGGCCCAGGGAGGUGGUGACUCCCCCGCCCUCUGCCUCCCGGUUGUCCUGCUUCCGAAAGCAACCCACGACGGUCCCGCAGGGUGAGGGUUCCCUGGGAUCAGUUCCCUUGAAUCCGGAGAAUGCUACGCGGAGUCUCCCUACAGGGCUCCGCUGCUGUACGAGACCACUGAACCCCCUGAAAGCUUCCCUGGAGCCGAGCGCAUAAUCCCGGGACCCUCUCUGGAAGGCGCGCCGAGAGCGGUGCGCGUGGCCUGGCACCGGAAGGAGCCAGCUUCCGUGCUCCGAGGGACCCCCGGACAGCGCCCCGGGCCGCGCGUUCCUCCUCUGAUACCCGGGCGUCGGCGCCGGGAUCGGGAGCUUCGGGAGCCCUCCGGCACUAACGGUUUUCGCUUCCCUGGCGGGCAGCUGGACGAGGUCCCGCCGCUGCACCGGGAGGGACCGUGGGUAGAAAAAGCCGCUGCAGCGCCGGGGCGAUGGGGCUGAGGGCACCGUCACUUGUUGCGACCAAUAAACGGCGCUCGAUCCUGAUGCGCUGUUUCUAAAAUCUUUAGCUGUGUCCCGAUCCCUCCAACCCAAGCCCCUCGGCUGGGAGGAAGGGGCAAGCGAGAGCCGCUGGCGCUGUGGGAGGGAGGGGCGCCGCGCUCCAAGAGCCCCGGUCCCGCUCUGCUGCAGCCGCCCCGGGGCGCCCAGCCGCCCGCUUCCCUCAGCAGAGCGUCUUCCCUGACGGUGAAACCGCGCGGGACACAACCCACCGCGGCUCAUCACCCACUUACAAAUAGCUGUCGCUACGAUUCCCGCCACUCCUCUCAGACCGGCCCCCCCGCCACCUCUGCCACUUUUCGGAGUCCCCCGCCCUCGUCACUGCCUCCCUGGAGCUGCGGGGCAGUCGGACGCAGAGCUGCCGAACCGCGAGAACGCCUGGCCAGAGAGCUGCCCUCUGCAGCCGAGCCGGCGCCCCCUGCCCUUCACCGCCGCGCUGGGCGGGCGCCCCCGCCGCCCUCACUCCGCUCCUCCCGGCUCCUCGCGCGCAGGUCGCGGAGCUCCGCCACCGCUGGGUGCAGCGAGGCCGGCGCGAUGCGGCAGCUGUGCCGGGGACGAGUGCUGGGCAUCUCGGUGGCCAUCGCGCACGGGGUCUUCUCGGGUUCCCUCAACAUCUUGCUCAAGUUCCUCAUCAGCCGCUACCAGUUCUCCUUCCUGACCCUGGUGCAGUGCCUGACCAGCUCCACGGCGGCGCUGAGCCUGGAGCUGCUGCGGCGCCUCGGGCUCAUCGCCGUGCCCCCUUUCGGUCUGAGCCUGGCACGCUCCUUCGCGGGGGUCGCGGUGCUCUCCACGUUGCAGUCCAGCCUCACGCUCUGGUCCCUGCGCGGCCUCAGCCUGCCUAUGUACGUGGUCUUCAAGCGCUGCCUGCCCCUGGUCACCAUGCUCAUCGGCGUCCUGGUGCUCAAGAACGGCGCGCCCUCGCCAGGGGUGCUGGCGGCCGUGCUCAUCACCACCUGCGGCGCCGCCCUGGCAGGAGCCGGCGACCUGACGGGCGACCCCAUCGGGUACGUCACGGGAGUGCUGGCGGUGCUGGUGCACGCCGCCUACCUGGUGCUCAUCCAGAAGGCCAGCGCUGACACAGAGCACGGGCCCCUCACCGCGCAGUACGUCAUCGCCGUCUCCGCCACUCCUCUGCUGGUCAUCUGCUCCUUCGCCAGCACCGACUCCAUCCACGCCUGGACCUUCCCUGGCUGGAAGGACCCAGCUAUGGUCUGCAUCUUCGUGGCCUGCAUCCUGAUCGGCUGCGCCAUGAACUUCACCACGCUGCACUGCACCUACAUCAACUCGGCCGUGACCACCAGCUUCGUGGGCGUGGUAAAGAGCAUCGCCACUAUCACGGUGGGCAUGGUGGCCUUCAGCGACGUGGAACCCACCUCUCUGUUCAUUGCCGGCGUGGUGGUGAACACCCUGGGCUCCAUCAUUUACUGUGUGGCCAAGUUCAUGGAGACCAGAAAGCAAAGCAAGUACGAGGACCUGGAGGCCCAACCCAGGGGAGAGGAGGCGCAGCUAAGUGGAGACCAGCUACCAUUCGUGAUGGAGGAGCUGCCUGGGGAGGGAGGAAAUGGCCGGUCAGAAGGUGGGGAUGGCCCCGCUCAGCAGAGCAGGCAAGAGGUCAGGGGCAGCCCCCGAGGAGUCCCGCUGGUGGCUGGGAGCUCUGAAGAAGGGAGCAGGAGGUCCUUAAAAGAUGCUUACCUCGAGGUGUGGAGGUUGGUUAGAGGAACCAGGUAUAUGAAGAAGGAUUACUUGAUAGAAAACGAGGAGUUACCCAGUCCUUGAGAAGGAGAUGCAUGUAUGUACCUAUGUGCAUACACUUAUUUUUUAUGUUAGAAAUGACAUAUUUUAAUGAGAGGCCUCCCCAUUUUAUUCUUUGAGGAGUGGGAAAGGGAAGAAAAGAAAGAAGCUGAAAGGUACUGACACAGAGUAACAAAAUUAGUAACAAAAAACUAAAUUCACCUGUGUGAAUUUAGUGUGACUUCACCUGAGGCAUCACAGAGACAAAAGAAUGUGAAGGUACUUAACAAAGUAAGGCAAUGGUUUCUGCUUUAGACUCCUGGCACAUUUAAUUUUUGUCAUUAUAACCAUAACUAAAUAUCUGCAUGUACCAAGAGUCCCCAAGCCACCCGCUCCAAAGAUGGAGUGUAGAAAUGAUGAGAGCACUUAAUAAGUUCAAAGAUGACAUUCAGGGAUGCAUUUUUGAUGAUAGAACUACAGUUUUUAUCGCCAGCUGGGCAAAGAGUAUAUUGCUGAAAUGAUAUAUAAAUAUACUGAAUUGAUGUUUACUGAUUAUAGUCAUCUGAAAUACCAUAUUUACUCUGAUUCUACUCACUUGUUUUUUAAAAAUAGGCGUCCUACUACUGUAUUAUAUAUUGAUAGAAACUGUAAAAGCUAUUUUGCAAAUAUGAGUUCUUAGCUUUAAUCAUGAAGUCUAGUUUGCUUUUAGUAAUUAUUUUAAAAGUUGUUCCAUUCAUUGCUUUAUAAUAUUUAUUAUUGAAUGCCAAACCUGUUCUUUUUUUUUUUUUUUUUUUUUUUUUUUUUUUUACUGUGUCCAAUAUUCUUUCAAGCAAAUGCAAUGGCUGGAGCAUAAUUCAGAAUUAACUGAAACCCAGCCAGAAGAGGGACCACCUGUAAAGCAAGUCCUUUCAAGUUGUGCUGCACAUCCCAAACCAUGUUACAAAAAGAGCAACUGCUAUAUUCACAUUAUGAUAUUUUUCUAUCUUAAAUUUAUCAAAAUAAAGUAUGAGUCUAACUAUUAAAA